Messenger RNA from Dicentrarchus labrax (European seabass), 1622 nucleotides. RefSeq names its product SSU72 homolog, RNA polymerase II CTD phosphatase (gene ssu72). Lineage: Eukaryota; Metazoa; Chordata; Actinopteri; Moronidae. The coding region runs from base 199 to 783 and encodes 194 amino acids. The record is from RefSeq and is a predicted model, not a curated record. Gene Ontology annotation, molecular function: RNA polymerase II CTD heptapeptide repeat phosphatase activity. Gene Ontology annotation, cellular component: nucleus; mRNA cleavage and polyadenylation specificity factor complex. The transcript is spliced from 5 exons. Gene Ontology annotation, biological process: termination of RNA polymerase II transcription.
UCAACCAGGGGCUCCGCCAUUUUAACUUCCUGCUUCAAAAGAAGACGAGCUACUCGCACAGUAUUUCUACACGAAACGUGUUGUUAUUUAGCGUAACAUAGGGGUCUUGUCUUGUUUAUUUCCCCCACAGGGAUCAAUCUAACUACCUCUAUUAGUUUCUGACAGCGUGUGUCGGUUAGUUUCAGCCGGAGAGUCGCGAUGCCGAGCCACCCGCUGCGUGUAGCGGUUGUGUGCUCGAGCAACCAGAACCGCAGUAUGGAAGCGCACAAUAUCCUCAGCAAACGUGGAUUUGAUGUACGUUCAUUUGGGACGGGGUCUCAUGUGAAGCUACCCGGUCCUGCCCCGGAUAAGCCAAAUGUGUAUGACUUCAAAACAACUUAUGUACAGAUGUACAACGACUUGGUCCGCAAGGACAAGGAACUAUACACACAGAACGGCAUUCUGCACAUGCUGGACCGCAACAAGCGCAUCAAAUCAAAGCCGGAGCGCUUUCAAAACUGCAAGGAUAAGUUUGACCUGGUCAUCACCUGUGAAGAGAGAGUCUAUGACCAAGUGCUGGAGGAUCUGAAUUCAAGAGAGCAGGAGACUCUACAGCCUGUGCACGUCAUCAAUGUAGACAUUCAGGAUAACCACGAGGAAGCCACGCUGGGCGCCUUCCUUAUCUGUGAGCUGUGUCAGUGUAUCCAGCACACUGACGACAUGGAGAAUGAAAUCGAUGAGCUCCUACAAGAGUUCGAGGAGAAGAGCAACAGGCCUUUUCUUCACACCGUCUGUUUCUACUGAUACACAAUAGAAAUUUGCAAUAAACAGACCCAGAUCACAAGCAGUCAAACAAUAAUAUAUGGACGCACGCACAUACAUACUCACUCCUCAGUCAUUUACGACACAGUACAUACACAUUGUGUGCCUACACAUACACACAGACACACACAGAGCUUUUGGUCAGGACCUAACAAAUGGCUGCUGUUGGACAUUGGUGAUGAUGGGUUUUUCCUCUAUGCAGAGGACGGACUCGCUGCUCUCGCUCUGCCUUUAUUUCCCCGGAUCAAGGUCAGGCCAAGGUCCUUCCUCCAUCCCAGUCCAGUGAAAUCACUCAACCAUGUCUCCUCAGGGAGAGCCAUAACACAAACACACACCCCAGAUUCAACAAUUCCUUUACAAGUCCCUCUGAUUUUGUUCAGUGCAGCAUAUUAAUGCUGAUUUCUUUUUUUGUUUUGUUUUUUCAAGAUUAUAUUGUGAUUCAUUUAAGCAUAUUUGUCAGAUUUUUAUUCCUGAUCUGGGACAGUGUAAAUGUGGAGGAGAAUUAAUUGAACUGAACGCGUGUUUUUGUGCGACCAUGUGUUGUAGAUUAGAAUUAAGUUAAAGUGGGUGAGCUAGUAAUGAAUAACCAAACCUAGUCCUCUCUGAGGAUCUCCUCCAAUCUGUUACCAAUAUAAUGUGUUGAUUCAUAUUUAAACUUGGAUAUGCUAUUUUUCAGGGCAUAGUAUUUUUUUCUUUUCUUUUGUAAAUGUCAAAGAAUUGAAGCAUUGUAAUUAUUUGCAAACUGCGAGCUCAGCUCAAGAGUGCCUGAUUUUUCUGUAUGUACAUAUGAAUCCACUAAAGAAAGAAACAUCUCUAAGAAA